This is a messenger RNA of Cynoglossus semilaevis (tongue sole), 4314 nucleotides long. It is a transcript of the gene kctd3, whose product is annotated as potassium channel tetramerization domain containing 3. The record is from RefSeq and is a predicted model, not a curated record. Gene Ontology annotation, molecular function: protein binding. Bases 459 to 3041 code for a protein of 860 amino acids. Lineage: Eukaryota; Metazoa; Chordata; Actinopteri; Pleuronectiformes; Cynoglossidae. Gene Ontology annotation, biological process: protein homooligomerization. The transcript is spliced from 19 exons.
AGUAGAAGAAGAAGAUUGACGCUAACCAGUCAAACCGGGUUAACUUUUUUAUUUUGGUGCCGUUCAAACAAAUAGUUGGUCGCUGACCACAGGGAACCACACGACGACGUCGAAGCAGGAAGUUCGCAGAGGUGAACACUCGGCUAACGUCCAGCUCUUGUAACUCCACCAGAGGCAGUGAUGUAAUGUGGCUCAGAAGGAACGACAGUUGUUUAGAAAACACCACCGUCCUCCGUGUACGAACACGGUGAACGUCAGUGACGCAGUCAUCGUCGGUCCUACAGUACAGAUAGUUCAUGGCCGGUGGAGGGACGGAGAGGUCGCGGAGCGGCACUGGUGGUGAGGCUGCGGGGAGUCCGCACAUCAGCCGAGGAGCAGAGAGGAGCGUCGUCAGCCAGCUGUAACUGUUCUAACAGUCGGGCAGUGAGGAGACCAGAUCCCGCUGCUCCCCUCCGCUCAUGGCCUCUAAGGAGAACGGUUCACCGCUGGGGAUGGGAGAGAUCAUCCAGCUGAACGUCGGUGGGACAAGGUUCAACACAUCCAGACAAACUCUGAUGUGGGUUCCAGACUCUUUCUUCUCAAGUUUGCUCAGUGGAAGAAUAUCUACUCUUCGAGAUGAGACUGGAGCUAUUUUCAUCGACAGAGACCCCACAGCUUUUGCACCAAUAUUGAAUUUUCUCCGGACCAAAGAGUUGGACCUGCGAGGCGUGAACGUCAGUGUCCUGCGGCAUGAAGCAGAGUUUUACGGCAUAACUCCAUUGGUUCAGCGUCUGCUGCUGUGUGAGGAACUGGAGCGCUCGUCAUGUGGAAGCGUUCUCUUCCAUGGUUACCUUCCACCUCCAGCCAUCCUCGCCCCUCAAACCAGCGUGGCCUCCUCAGCCUGUGAGGAGCGACCUGGUCCCAGUGGAGCUGAAGGCCUCACCUGUGCUGGUCCCUCCCCUCACACCUUUGAGCCUGGCUCACCUGGAACCAAAGAAACAACCAGAGUGGGUCCUGUGGUGGACCCCCGGAAGGUUCUGAUUAUUGCUGGACACCACAACUGGAUUGUAGCAGCUUAUGCUCACUUUGUCAUCUGCUACAGGAUAAAGGAGUCUUCUGGAUGGCAGCAGGUGUUUUCCUCCCCCCACCUCCCUUGGACCAUUGAACGUGUUGCACUGAAUGCUAAGGUGGUGGGAGGACCACAUGGAGACAAGGACAAGAUGGUGGCCGCAGCCUCUGAGAGCAGCAUCGUCCUGUGGAGUAUCCAGGACGGGGGCAGUGGGAACCAGAUCGGUGUCUUCAGUCUGGGGGUGCCAGUCGAUCAUCUCUUCUUCAUAGGAAACCAGCUGGUGGCCACCAGCCAUACGGGGAAGGUGGGGGUGUGGAACGCCGUCACACAACACUGGCAGGUUCAAGAUGUGGUUCCCAUCACCAGCUGUGACACGGCCGGGUCCUUCCUACUGCUGGGCUGCAACAACGGUUCCAUCUACUACAUAGAUAUGCAGAAGUUUCCUCUGAGGAUGAAGGACAACGACCUUCUGGUGACAGAACUUUACCACGACCCGUCCAACGACGCCAUCACUGCGCUGUCUGUCUACCUCACACCUAAAACCAGUGUGAGUGGGAACUGGAUAGAGAUCGCCUACGGAACAAGCAGUGGUGCAGUCAGAGUGAUCGUGCAGCACCCUGAGACGGUGGGCUCUGGACCCCAACUCUUUCAGACCUUCACCGUGCACAGGAGCCCAGUGACCAAGAUCAUGUUGUCUGAGAAACAUCUGGUGUCGGUGUGUGCAGACAACAACCACGUACGGACCUGGACGGUGACCCGUUUCAGAGGCAUGAUCUCCACCCAGCCGGGCUCCACCCCUUUGGCCUCCUUCAAAAUCCUGUCCCUGGAGGAAACGGAGAGCCACGGCAGCUACUGCUCCGGGAACGACAUCGGUGAGAGAUGUCCGUUUGGAGAGAGGGACGAUCAGCAGGUCUUCAUCCAGAAGGUCAUUCCCAUCACCAACAAACUGUUCGUCAGACUUUCAUCCACUGGAAAAAGGAUCUGUGAAAUCCAGUCUGUGGAUGGAACCACCAUCUCCUGUUUCAUGGUGAGAGAGUGUGAAGGUUCCAGUCGGAUGGGGUCGCGUCCUCGCCGCUAUCUCUUCACGGGUCAUGGCAAUGGUGGAAUCCAGAUGUGGGACCUGACCACGGCCAUGGACACAGCCAACAGAGGAGAGGAGGGGAGGAGAGAGGAUGUAGGCGGACCCACGGAGGAGGAGCUGCUGCAGCUGUUGGACCAGUGCGACCUGAGCUCCUCCCGCUGUGUGACGCCGAACAUAAGCCCCGCCCCCUCAUUACUGCACCACACACGCCUGCAGGAGUCCAGCUCCAGUCUGAACGUAAAGGCCCAGGAGCCUGUGUCUGAGGUUCAGGCUACGUACGCAACUGUCAGACCCUACAGAGAGAGCCCCCUGUUGGCCAGAGCACGGUACAACGAGGCUUUUCAUAGCAACCGAGAUUUCCAGACCUUCACUUUGAGUGGGAGUCUGGUGGACGGCCCCGGUGCAGGGUCCACUCAGGGCUCUGAUACCUGCCGCUCACUCUGUGACUCAGGACUGGAGGACAGUGAGGGGAGGGCUGCUGCUCUGGAGCUCUGGAGAUGCAGGGGCAUUGGUGCAACUUCCAACCCAAAGGUUGGGGCUUUGAGCAGCGCCGGGGUAUCUGGGGGGAGGACAGAGGGUGGUCUGCCUCCUGAGAGCCCCACUCUUGGGUGUCAUGUCAGAAAAAAGGUUCAUGUAGUGGAGGAAAUAGAGGUUGUGGGAGCCAAGGGUGAGGGAGCCAAGGGUGAGGGGGGGUGCAGUGUUGUCAGGAAGAGAAGUGUGCUGGAAGGAGGCUUCCUGGGAAGGAAGAAAGCUCCUCCGGUUCCUCACCUCUCCUCUGUCCCCUCAGGAUCUGAUGGUGGGGGCAGCGACUCCUCCACUAACGCCUCCCCCUCCCCAACCAAGACAGCCUGCACCUCCCCACGGUACAGGAAGCUGGCCCCCGAGUCGCCUCAUCAAGACAGCAGUUUGUGAGAAGUCACUGGAAUGAUGUCAUCAGGAGCCCCAGGUACAGCACACCUGGUACAGUGACCUGUGACCUUUCUAAGGUCAACCAGAAACUGAUGAUUGACAGAUCAAAGACUUGGCUUCACAGUUUAGGUAAAUGUUACAGACUUUGGAACCAAACAUCGUGUGUGUGUGUGUGUGUGUGUGUGUGUGUGUGUGUGUGUGUUGACGGUGCAUUCACCUGAUUUUGCACUGACUUUCAGUUAAACUGGCUUCUUUUGCAGCUAACUUAGUCGCCCCCUGGUGGGUAAUUGCUCCUCUUACACUACUCCAAAGCUGUUGAAAGUCUUUGAGUUCUUCACCACAUGAUCAGUGACGGAGCUAAACGGCUGCUUCAGGAGCAGCAGGUCAAAAAAACUUCUAAAAUAAAAAUACUGAACUGAAACUAGUAAAGAAAUACUAUGAAGAGGAACAGGUCCUGAAAACACAGUGUCACCCGUUCACUCACAGCUGAGUGUGAAUCGGUGUCACAGGACACAGAGACGACAUUCAAACUAAAAAGGCUUGUCUCCCAUUUUUAUCAAUAAUCCUGUCAAAUAUGUUGAUUACUGAAGUGAUCACAUGACCAUCAGUGGAUCAGUGACAUACGUCGCCUCAGACACAGGAGAAUCAUGAGGUUUGUCUGUGACUAACCCUAAACUAAUGUCUACAAACUGACACCACCUGAACCCAGAUCAGCUGUCAGUCUCAGUCUCAGUCCUGAAACUCUGCUCCUGAAGCUGCCACACAGGGCAGUUAGAACUUCCGUCUUAUUGGUUCAGAUGGAGUUUCCUCCAGUGAGAGUCUCGUCAGUCGUCUGUCCUCAAAACUCUUCUCCACUGGUUGUUAUUUAAGUACUGACUGAGCCUGAGGUAAAAUGGUUUUGUUUGUCCAGCUACAAGUCCAGUUUGUUCAGGGCAAAGACACCAGAACCGACUCCUGAGUUUUACUUUGCUGUGUAAAAAAGUCUCAUAGUAAAAUGAGAAAAACUGGACUGAGAUGUUUACUUGUCGACUGGAUACUUUAUUAUAAAGAAUAUAAAUUAAAUGUGUGUAUGUAAAAGUACUCAAACAGUACACAAUGUCAACAUGCUGAAGUGUGUUGUUAUAAAAACAGCUCCUGUUAUACUGUAGCUGUUGAUGACUCACAGUAUAUGCUGAUGACACGCCUCUUCUGUUGAAUGUACAUUACUAUUGGACCUGACUUUAUCUGCACUUGCACUAUUAAAACAAAUACUUAAUAAAAAUGAGUUGUGUCUCAA